GUCCAGCGCGACUGCUGCCCUCCUUUUCCUUUCCUGCUCGAAAUAGCUUCAUUCUAUUACCCUUCCGUUUGUCAGCCCGAAUCCAUCCGCAAUGUCUGACACCACCGGCAAGACCAUCACCUGCAAGGCCGCCGUCGCCUGGGAGGCCGGCCAGCCUUUGAGUGUUGAGGACAUCGAGGUUGCUCCUCCCAAGGCCCACGAGGUCCGCAUCAAGAUUCACUACACGGGUGUCUGCCACACAGAUGCCUACACCCUCUCCGGCAAGGACCCCGAGGGUGCCUUUCCCAUUGUUCUCGGUCACGAGGGUGCCGGUAUCGUCGAGUCCAUUGGCGAGGGCGUCACCAACGUAAAGGUCGGCGACACCGUCAUCGCGCUCUACACACCCGAGUGCAAGGAGUGCAAGUUCUGCAAGUCCGGCAAGACCAACCUCUGCGGCAAGAUCAGAGCCACCCAGGGCAGGGGUGUCAUGCCCGACGGUACUUCGCGCUUCAAGUGCAAGGGCAAGGACCUCCUCCACUUCAUGGGCACCUCUACCUUCUCUCAAUACACCGUCGUCGCCGACAUCUCCGUUGUCGCUGUUCAGCCUGAUGCUCCAAUGGACCGGACGUGCCUGCUGGGCUGCGGUAUCACCACCGGUUACGGCGCCGCCCGCAUUACCGCCAACGUCGAGGAGGGCUCCACCGUCGCCAUCUUCGGUGCCGGCUGUGUUGGUCUGUCCGUCAUCCAGGGUGCGGUUGUCCAGAAGGCCAGCAAAAUCAUUGUCGUCGACGUCAACAAGACCAAGGAGGAGUGGGCCAAGAAGUUUGGUGCGACCGACUUCGUCAACCCCAACGACUUGGGUGACCAAAAGAUUCAAGACAAGCUCAUUGAGAUGACGGAUGGUGGCCUGGACUACACUUUUGACUGCACAGGCAACGUCAACGUCAUGCGGGCUGCCCUGGAGGCUUGCCACAAGGGUUGGGGUCAGAGUAUCGUUAUCGGUGUUGCCGCUGCUGGCCAGGAGAUCUCCACACGGCCAUUCCAGCUUGUCACCGGUCGUGUAUGGAAGGGUUGCGCGUUUGGUGGCGUCAAGGGCCGAACCCAGCUUCCCGGUCUCGUUUCGGAUUACCUCGAGGGCAGACUCAAGGUUGACGAGUUCAUCACUCACCGCAAACCCCUCGACGAGAUCAAUGCCGCUUUUGACACGAUGAAGGCUGGCGACUGCAUCCGCUGCGUCGUGGACAUGAAAUAGGCUAGGUCUGCAGCACAGAGGGAGCCACGCACGACUAAAAAAGUAAAUAAUACCAAUUAAAAAGGCACGCUGCUAGGCGACCACUGAGUGAAUGCUGUCAGGUGGAGUUGCAGAGACUCUCACCGAUAUCGGCGCUUCGGUCAUCGAAACAUGCUCUGUGUGGGACGGG
This is a messenger RNA of Microdochium trichocladiopsis, 1400 nucleotides long. Its product is annotated as formaldehyde dehydrogenase, glutathione dependent. The record is from RefSeq and is a predicted model, not a curated record. Gene Ontology annotation, cellular component: cytosol. Gene Ontology annotation, molecular function: zinc ion binding; S-(hydroxymethyl)glutathione dehydrogenase [NAD(P)+] activity. Gene Ontology annotation, biological process: formaldehyde catabolic process. The transcript is spliced from 5 exons. Lineage: Eukaryota; Fungi; Ascomycota; Sordariomycetes; Xylariales; Microdochiaceae. Bases 92 to 1231 code for a protein of 379 amino acids.